CUUUUUGUUUCCUCUUUCUCUUGGUGCAUAUAACAUGUUAAAAGUCGGAAGGAAACCCUAAGCAAGAAGCUAAGCUAAAGAUCGAGAACUGAGGGUAGGGAAGAUGUUUAACUACAAGGCUAAGCCUAAGUACGCGAAUGCUAAAACGGCGGUGUGGUGGGACAUGAACUGCUGUCCGGUUCCAGAAGGUUAUGAUGCUGGUCGGGUUCGGCCGAGUAUAGAAGGGGCGCUGAAGGAGUUGGGAUACUAUGGUCCUGUAACCAUCACUGCCAUGGGCGACCUGACGGAAGCACAUCCUCACUUCCUGCAAAGGCUCUCUUCCACUGGAAUCGUUGUUCAACACGCCGUCAACGCUAGGUUAGCCACACUCGUUUUCAAUGAUUUGAUGGAAUUCAAAAGAAAUAAUCUACCACCAGCUACAAUAAUGCUCAUAUCCGAUAAGUUGGACGGCCAAUUGAAUUUCCCUCUUGGCCGGAAUCAACAAAUUCAAAGUGGAUACAACCUUGUUCUGGCGAGUUCAUCUGGUGGGUCUCUGCAUCGUCUCCACCAUACUGCAGAUUGGCGCUGGAAAACCCUACUGGAGGCGGCGGCAGAUUCAGUGUCUCAGGACACAACAACAAGUUAUGUUCUUCGGAAAUGCAGUUCCUCUACCUUGUCGUCAUUUGUUUGCAGAGCAUGCAAAUUUACUGGCCUAAGCGUUGCAAGUUUCACCAGUCAUCUCUCCACUGAAGAACAUAAAAAGACGGACAAGGAGGAGAAGAAGAACUUCAGUGUGCCAGACUUCUCACCUUUCAUAACAGUAAAGAUGAACGACCAAGCCGCGCCUGAGUACGUGAAUUCUAAAACGGCUGUGUGGUGGGACAUGGACACCUGUCCACUUCCCGAUGGUUACGAUGCUCGCCGGGUCCGCCCAAGUAUAGAAGGGGCCUUGAAGGAUUUGGGAUACUAUGGUCCUGUAACCAUCAGUGCCAUGGGCAACCUGGAAAAUGCACAUCCUCACGUCCUCCAAGGGCUCUCUUCCACUGGAAUCCUUUUUCAACACACCACUAGGGUACGCUCAUAUAUUUAUCAUGAUUUGAGGAUGUUCAAAGUUGAUAAUCCACCACCAGCUACAAUAAUGCUCAUAUCUGAUCAAGUGGAACCCGUGUUGUCUAUCUUCCUUUCUCUGGAUCAACAAAAGAGUUACUACAACCUUGUUCUGGCACGUACAUUUACUCCUCCGAGUAUGUCAUGUCUCUGCCAUACUGCAGACAUGUCUCUGCCAUACUGCAGAGUGGCUCUGGCAAACCCUACUGGCUAGGUCUCCGGAGACAACAAGUUGUGUUCUUCGCAACUCUGCCUCGUCAUUUCUUUGCGGAUCAUGCAACUUUACUGCCCUAAGCGUUACAGAUUUCAGCAGG
Brassica napus (rape) is the source of this 1400-nucleotide messenger RNA. RefSeq lists its product as uncharacterized. Gene Ontology annotation, biological process: regulation of gene expression. NCBI's taxonomy places the organism in Eukaryota, Viridiplantae, Streptophyta, Magnoliopsida, Brassicales, Brassicaceae. The coding region runs from base 104 to 1300 and encodes 398 amino acids. Gene Ontology annotation, cellular component: peroxisome. The record is from RefSeq and is a predicted model, not a curated record. Gene Ontology annotation, molecular function: RNA nuclease activity. The transcript is spliced from 5 exons.